This is a messenger RNA of Trichomonas vaginalis G3, 2121 nucleotides long. RefSeq names its product bifunctional inhibitor/lipid-transfer protein/seed storage 2s albumin superfamily protein family. The record is from RefSeq and is a predicted model, not a curated record. Bases 1 to 2121 code for a protein of 706 amino acids. The transcript has a single exon. NCBI's taxonomy places the organism in Eukaryota, Parabasalia, Trichomonadida, Trichomonadidae.
AUGUUUUUAUUGUGUCUAAUUAGCUUGACCAAAUCGAUUGAUUACACUGGCAUUCAAGGGGAGAUGAUGAGUAUAAAGUGUGAAGAUAAUUAUAUCUUCGAAGAAUGCAUAUUUAGAUAUCAUGGUAACUAUGAUUCCAGUUCAGCACUUUUUAUACAUGAUGGCACAAAUAGCCAGAGAGUUUCUUUGUAUCGCACAACAUUUUCCAACUGCCAGGCUAAUCAGGGUGGUGCAUUUAGCUUCACUGGAAAAUAUCAGCUUUAUUUGAGGUCAGUUUGCAUUUACAAUGCAAGCACUGAUGAUAAAGCUGGACUAUUUUACGUUCAAAUGGAAUAUCAACCUCAAUUUAGUUACAUAUCAUGUUCCGACUCAACAUCUUUAUGUCAAACAGAAUUAUUCCUUAAUGAAGGUCCAAAUAUUGAGCACAUGAAUGUGUCAGCAUGUAGUGCGACAUAUUCAAGGACUACAACAUACUGGAGUUAUGGAGUUUUGUAUGUCCAGUGUGACUCAAUUGUUAACCUUAGAUAUUCAAAUUUUGAAAGCUGUUACAGUCCAGAUGGUAUUGUUUAUAACUACCGAACAUCUAAAAACUUUUUGGUUCAGUACUGUACUUUCAGAAAGAACAAAGUAGAUGACUAUUCCAUGAUUUACUGUGAAGAUUGCAGUGGUGAAAUGACCAUCAUGAACUCAUAUUUCAUCAACAAUAAUUUGAAUUCAAAAGGCUAUUUUGCAGGUGAUAAUUCUAUCAUUAAUUUGGCUUCAAGCGUUUAUGUUGACUCAACAGCCAAAUCUUGGUCAGUGACAACCAAAGGAAUGAUUUAUGUUGAAUCGAUUGAUUUGCCUAACUACCAAUAUUUCCAAAGUGAUGAAUGUCAUGCAAUUAAUCCACUUCCUGAAAUGACACGCACUUUCGAACCAACUCUUAUUGAAACUGCAAUGCAAACACCUCAUGUAACUCCAGUUUCAACAGUUAUGAUGACACCAUUUAAUACAGCUGAUAUAACUCCAAUUCAAACACCUUUCUUCAUAGAGAAAAAUACUGCAUUUGAAACGCCUUACACAACGCCUUAUCUUUCUCCUGAACUAACAGCAAUAGAAACCCCAAUCAAGACACCAAAUGUAACUCCAUUUGAUACAGAAUUGGAAACACCAUCAUUUACUCCAUCUAAUACAGAAGCCCAAACUCCAAUAAUUACGGCUUUUGAAACGCCAUUUAUUACAGAAAAAGAAACGAAUGCUUUCACUCCUGUUGAUACCGUAGUAAAUACACCAGAAGUUACCAUGAAUGAAACUCCUUUCAUGUCACCUUAUUCAACAGCCCAUGAAACUGCAGUAAAUACGCCAGAAAUUACAGUUUUCCAAACGCCAUUCAUUUUCCCUGAAAUAACUGCAUACAGAACUGUAAUAAAUACGCCAGAUGUUACAAUGAUUAAAACUCCAUUUGUAUCACCUUUUAUUACUGCAUACGAAACUGCAGAAAAUACACCUGAAUUCACAGCAGUGGAAACACCAUUUGAAACUCACCAGAAUACACCAUUUGAAACAGCUAAAGAAACACCAUUUGUUACACCAGCCAUAACUGUAAUUGAAACUCCUUUUGAAACUGCUGAAAGUACACCAAAUGAAACGCCUUAUAUCUCCCCUGAUGUUACUGUUUUUGCAACACCUGAAGUGACAGCAAAAGAAACAUCAACUAUUGAUUCUUCUUUAUCAGAUAUUACAACUGAACCAUCUAAAGAAACUUUCAGUUCAUUGUCAUCUGAAUCUUCAUCACCAGGAAUAACUGGAAACACAAACGCUGAAGGAGGAAAGGCUGCAAAAUCUACCAAAGGAAAGUCCAAUAUUUUGAUAAUUAUCAUUGUUUCAAUUGUUAUUGCAUUGAUAAUUAUAUCUUUGAUUGUUGUUUAUGUUAUUUAUAGAAAGAGAAAGGAAAACAGUGAAUCUGAAGAUCCAUCAUCUCAAGAAAUGAACGAAACAGUCAUUAGUAACCAAAUUUCAGCAAAUGAAACCUUUGUUUCAUAUGAUAACCCAUUGUUCACCACUGAAAUUGAAGACGAAAGUGAUCCAUUCAGAAGAGAUUUUGAAGAAAAUGAUGUCUCUUAUUUUAAUUUCAAUAAUUAA